Molecule: messenger RNA, 1164 nt
Organism: Rhipicephalus microplus (southern cattle tick)
Lineage: Eukaryota; Metazoa; Arthropoda; Arachnida; Ixodida; Ixodidae
Gene: Chd64
Product: transgelin calponin-3
Biological process (GO): actin filament organization
Cellular component (GO): actin cytoskeleton
Molecular function (GO): actin filament binding
Source: RefSeq, a predicted model, not a curated record
GCUUCUCCCUUCGCGCGACUGCCACAGGCGCGACUAGUUCCGGCGGUGGCUCGCUUGAUCAGGCUGUGGUGGAGGUGUGUCGCGAAGCGUUCAAGCGCGAUUUUGGCAUAAUACAGGACAGGAUGGCGGAACACCGCGCUGCCAAAUCCGGACUCGCGGCUGAAGCUCACAGCAAGAUCCAGUCCAAGUAUGAUCCAGAGCUGGCAGGUCAACUGCUUGCCUGGGUUAAGGAUGUCACUGGCCAGGACAUCAACACUUCCGGGGACAUGGACAAUUUCUAUGAAACGCUGAAGGAUGGCGUUCUUCUCUGCCACCUGGUAAACUCGAUCAAGGCAGCUAGCAUUCCGGAGAAAAAGAUCAACCAGAGCAAGAUGGCUUUCAAGUGCAUGGAGAACAUCAACCUGUUUCUGGAGCAUGCACGUCAAAUGGGUGUCCCUGCCCAGGAGACCUUCCAGACUGUCGACCUGUGGGAGAGGCAGAACCUGCUCUCAGUCUCCAUCUGCCUCCAGUCUCUGGCCAGAAAGGCACCUAAGUUCGGUGUCAAAGGCAUGGGACCUAAAGAGGCCGAAGCAAAUGUUCGGAACUUCAGUGAGGAACAGCUCAAGGCUGGCCAGAAUGUUAUCAGUCUCCAGUACGGAUCCAACAAGGGUGCAACACAAAGUGGCAUCAACUUUGGCAAUACCCGCCACAUGUGAAGUUGAGAGUUCACUCAAAAUGCCUGAUAGGAACAAAGGCAAAUCUUCAGUGCAUUUCAGUUGAAAUGCUUCCCCUGUUACGAAUGUCUUCUUGUUCAUUCCAAGAUUGGCUAGCAAGUUUGUUGGCUCUUCUAAGUCAAGUUGCAAACUUCCUCUGCGUACUUAUAGAAACCAGCUUCCUCUUUACUCUGCGACUACUUGCUUCUAGUUAAAUAGAAGUAACAUUGCAUGGUGCGAUUGUGCCAGAGAGUCUUUACAGUAGUGUUGCUGGCCAUCUUCAUUGUUAAGCCACUAUGUUUUCCAUGCCUCCGGUCGUUUGUCAAAGGUUACGUACUAUGUGGGGGCCAAAUUUUGAUGCGUUAGUCAGAGAGAACAAUGCCUAUUGAAGGGCAACCUUUGUUACCUGUGCAAAGAAUGUUACCAUUUUAAACUGUUAUUUUUGUAUUGAAUAAAGUACUACAGUUUUAAA